Messenger RNA from Aspergillus pseudotamarii, 1435 nucleotides. RefSeq names its product MFS transporter. Gene Ontology annotation, biological process: transmembrane transport. The record is from RefSeq and is a predicted model, not a curated record. Gene Ontology annotation, cellular component: membrane. Gene Ontology annotation, molecular function: transmembrane transporter activity. NCBI's taxonomy places the organism in Eukaryota, Fungi, Ascomycota, Eurotiomycetes, Eurotiales, Aspergillaceae. The transcript is spliced from 5 exons. Bases 40 to 1305 code for a protein of 421 amino acids.
GCUUUUCAGGGCUCAAGUUCUAGAUCUUGAGCAAUCACGAUGGAAAGCACCAGUGGUCCGGCAACCAUAGUGAAUGAUUCUAGCAGAGAGGAAGGACAUACACCGAGUGAAACAGCACCUCUCCUGCAAAAGCGUGCAAGGGACGUCACUGGCAAGAUAGUCAGUACUAAUGUCAGCCUUCUGGUUGCUGGGUUAAACGACGCCGCUUUGGGAGUCCUCAUCCCAUACAUCCAACCAACCUACGGCGUCACCCUCUUCCAGCUCUCCCAGAUCUACCUCGUAAACUGUGCCGGCUGUCUUGCAGCAUCUUUCUCCAAUAUCCAUGUGUGCUCGCUCAUCGGCACGGGCGGCACGUUAGUGCUAGGAGCAGUGAUCCAAACAUGCGGAUUCGCACUGAUGUACUGGCACCCUCCCUUUGCACUCUUUGUCGCUGCCUUCUUCUUCACUGGCAUGGGAGGUGCCUAUCAGGAUGCCCAAGCGAAUACAUUUACAACAACAGUGGAUAAUGCGCAUCGCUGGCUGGGAAUCUUGCAUGCAGUAUAUGGCGUUGGCACAAUUAUCUCACCUAUCGUUGCGAAUGUGAUUGCCUCGCGGACGCCAGUCUGGCAUGACUUUUACUUCGUGAUGAUGGGCUUGGGACUGUUGAAUUUCUGUCUUUUGAGGUGGACAUUCCGAGAAGGUCUAUUCAAGCCUAACAACAGAAAUGCGAGCGGAACAGCUGGCAGCGAAUUGAAAGCUACGCUAUCUAAUAAAGCGGUCUGGAUUCUCAGUGGAUUCUUCUUUUUGUAUGUCGGCGCAGAGGUCACUGUCGGUGGCUGGAUGGUCCAAUUCAUCGUCUCCGUAAGAAAUGGGGACCCAAAACAAGUAGGCUACAUAGCCUCCGGAUUCUGGGCGGGGUUCACACUAGGCCGUGUUGCUCUCGCAGAUAUCACGCACUAUUUUGGAGAACGUCGGAUGGUGUUUGUCUACCUCACUUUAGCUGUCAUCAUGCAGCUCCUUUUUUGGCUGGUUCCAAAUAUCAUUGUAAUUGCUAUCGCGGUUUUCCUAUUAGGAUUCGUCAUCGGGCCGUUUUAUCCCAUUGGACUUUAUGUUCUUACCCAGGUGGUGCCAGAUAACCUUCGAAUUGGGGCUUUAGGGCUCGCGGCGAGUCUGGGACAGGCGGGCGCCGCUGCCUUCCCUUUUAUGACGGGCGCUAUCGCUUCUCGGGCUGGUGUCCAAGUGAUGCAGCCGAUCAUGCUGGGUUUGCUUAUUGGGAUUGGUUUGUUCUGGGCUUCGCUUCCUAGACAAGGGGCAAUUAGCAUUUAGAGAUUGCGGGCGAGCCAUGGUAUCCUAGAGGCCAGGGACUACGGCAAUGUACAGUUGGAUUAGAGGAGGAGUCAAUAAAUGAGGUAGAGAUAAACUAGUGACUAACGGUCGUAUAAUGCCUGCGGCAAAC